This is a messenger RNA of Didymella exigua CBS 183.55, 327 nucleotides long. RefSeq lists its product as uncharacterized. Lineage: Eukaryota; Fungi; Ascomycota; Dothideomycetes; Pleosporales; Didymellaceae. The annotation marks the transcript as partial. The record is from RefSeq and is a predicted model, not a curated record. The transcript is spliced from 2 exons.
GGGUUCUUAAAGCUUAUAAAAGGGGCUAAAGAGAUACUAUAUAAAAAUAUCCUUAUUAAGGCCUGCGUGCGAGAGCUUGAAGAGCAAUUAGCAGUAAUAACUAAGAGAAAAUUGUGUAAGAGAAAGCAGAUUCAGCAUAGUGGCAUACUUGAGUAUGGCCUAGCAGCAUCGCGGGUAGCUGCUGAGGCGUGUGUAUCAACUGUUCAGCGCUGUAGGAACUAUAGCAAGACUGGACACAACGCACAAACGUGCCAGGAGGGUGCAGAAACAUCUUCUAAAUCUAACGCAAGCACGCAGUAUGCUAGGUUACUAUUUAAUAGCAAGUAG